AUGGCCAAGAACAAGAACAUAAACUAUAAAGGGCCUUAUGGUUACCAAAAGCUGAAAGAAAGAGAACCCCGAGCUUGCAUCCGAUUCAAGUGUGCCCUCACGAACACCAUUUCAGACGUCCUCCGGCAACGGCCAGGAUGGGUCGAAGUGAAAGAGGAAGGCGAGUGGGACUUCUACUGGUGCGACGUCCGCUGGCUGCAGGAGAACUUUGACCAUACCUACAUGGACGAGCACGUGCGCAUCAGCCACUUCCGCAAUCACUACGAGCUGACCCGGAAGAACUACAUCGUGAAGAACCUGAAGCGGUUUCGGAAGCAGCUGGAGCGAGACGCCGGGAAGCUGGAGGCCGCCAAGUGUGACUUUUUCCCGAAGACCUUUGAGAUGCCCUCGGAGUACCACUUGUUUGUGGAAGAGUUCCGCAAGAACCCCGGCAUCACCUGGAUUAUGAAACCUGUUGCCCGGUCUCAAGGGAGAGGCAUUUUUCUCUUCCGGAAGCUCAAGGAUGUGAUUGACUGGAGGAAGGACGGUGCUCGCUUCGAUGAGCAGAAAGAUGAAAUCCCGGUGGAGAAUUAUGUGGCUCAGCGAUAUAUCGAGAACCCGUAUUUAAUAGGUGGUCGGAAGUUCGACCUGCGGGUGUACGUCCUGGUCAUGUCGUACCUCCCGCUCAAAGCGUGGCUCUACCGGGACGGCUUCGCCCGCUUCUCCAACACCCGCUUCACGCUGAAUUCCAUCGACGACCACUAUGUUCACCUAACGAAUGUCGCGGUGCAGAAGACGGCCCCCGACUACGACCCCGAGAAGGGAUGCAAGUGGAUGAUCCAGCAGUUCCGCCUGUACCUGACGGCCAAGCACGGGGCGGAGAGCACCGAGAACCUCUUCUCCGAGAUGGACAACAUCUUCAUCAGGAGCCUGCAGAGCGUCCAGAAAGUCAUCAUCAGCGACAAGCACUGCUUCGAGCUGUACGGUUACGACAUCCUGAUCGACCAGGACCUCAAGCCGUGGCUGCUAGAAGUGAACGCCUCCCCGUCUCUCACGGCUAGCAGCCAGGAGGACUAUGAACUCAAGACCCGCCUUCUCGAGGACACACUGAACAUAGUGGACAUGGAGGGCAGGUUGACAGGGAAAGAGAAGCGCGUGGGAGGCUUCGACCUCAUAUGGAAUGACGGGCCUGUCAGCAGAGGAGACGGGAACCUGGAUACACCCAUGAACGGCUUUGUGGCAAACACACAUCUAGGCUACAACAAUGACAGGAAGAAACAGCUGAAGCAGCUCUUCAAGCCUUUUCAGACACAGCCGAAAGUGUAGCACUCAGCCAGAGUGCUGCAGGAGAGACAGUCGAGACAG
This is a messenger RNA of Varanus komodoensis (Komodo dragon), 1344 nucleotides long. It is a transcript of the gene TTLL9, whose product is annotated as tubulin tyrosine ligase like 9. NCBI's taxonomy places the organism in Eukaryota, Metazoa, Chordata, Lepidosauria, Squamata, Varanidae. Gene Ontology annotation, molecular function: tubulin-glutamic acid ligase activity; tubulin binding. The record is from RefSeq and is a predicted model, not a curated record. The transcript has 14 exons. Gene Ontology annotation, biological process: protein polyglutamylation; microtubule cytoskeleton organization. Bases 1 to 1305 code for a protein of 434 amino acids. Gene Ontology annotation, cellular component: cilium.